This is a messenger RNA of Linderina pennispora, 1179 nucleotides long. Its product is annotated as cell division control protein 42. The coding region runs from base 446 to 1021 and encodes 191 amino acids. The transcript has a single exon. The record is from RefSeq and is a predicted model, not a curated record. NCBI's taxonomy places the organism in Eukaryota, Fungi, Kickxellomycota, Kickxellomycetes, Kickxellales, Kickxellaceae. Gene Ontology annotation, biological process: small GTPase-mediated signal transduction. Gene Ontology annotation, molecular function: GTPase activity; GTP binding.
CUACGAGGAUCUGGCUGCCGACUGGAAGCAGGCGCUGCUGGCCCUGGACGACCACGAGCGGAAGCAGGCUGCCAAGCUCUAAACCAUUUUUCACCUAUUGUAAAGUGUGCAAUAUAUAGCAAUCGAGUGUGUCACAGACUACCGAGAGACAAAGCCGGGCGCCAGCUUGUUGACAGUUGGCUUUUCGUGCUGCCAGACACUAUUGCACAAGCAGCCAUUUUUCGCCCUUCUUUCCCCCCUUCUCAUUUCAAUUUCUCAGUCCUUGUAAUUUUCCUUUUUCCUUUUCUUUUUCUGCCCAAGCAUAUUACGGCCUCUCUUGCUUCCUCCCUCCCUCUCCCUACGAAGUCGGCCCUAAAAAACUGUUUGGACGCAUUUUUCCUCUCAUCUAUUUGUGUGUUUUCUCGCGACUUUUAUAAAACAAGAAGGAAAAAAGGCUGGUUGCAGAAUGCAGACGAUUAAAUGCGUGGUGGUGGGCGAUGGCGCGGUGGGCAAGACAUGCCUGCUAAUCUCAUACACGACCAACAAGUUUCCGUCCGAGUACGUGCCGACGGUGUUUGACAAUUACGCGGUGACGGUAAUGAUUGGCGAUGAGCCGUACACCUUGGGGCUAUUCGACACGGCGGGGCAGGAGGACUACGACCGCCUGCGGCCGCUGUCGUAUCCGCAGACGGACGUGUUCCUGGUGUGCUUCUCGGUGACGUCGCAGGCGUCAUACGAGAACGUGCGGGAAAAGUGGUUCCCGGAGGUGCGCCACCACUGCCCGGGCGUGCCCUGUCUGAUCGUGGGCACCCAGGUGGAUCUGCGCGAGGACCGGGCGACGCUGGCGAAGCUGGAGGGGAACCGGCAGCGCCCGAUUUCGGUGGAGCUGGGAGAGCGUCUGGCGCGCGAUCUGGGCGCCGUCAAGUAUGUCGAGUGCUCGGCGCUGACGCAGAAGGGUCUGAAGAACGUCUUUGACGAGGCCAUUGUGGCAGCGUUGGAGCCGCCUGUGACGAAGAAGAAGUCAAAGUGUCUGGUGCUCUGAAGAGGGCAAAGAUGUACCACCGUCCCCCCCCUUCCUUCUCAACUUUGUUAUUUUUCUUCAUAAGCUGUCUUUUGUCCUCUCUCUCCCCUCACCGUCUUCACUUCCUCCCCCCCUUCUCUGGAGCAGAGCUGCGUGUUGUUUUGUCAUCUGGACAUGGG